GGCCCCGCCCCGCCCCUCGGCGCAUUGCACCGGGCCAUGCGCGCCGCCGCGCUGCUCCUGCUCUGCCCGUUGGCCGCCGCCCUCUCAGGGCGGUUCUGGCACAUCACCGACCUCCACUGGGACCCCGACUACGACCCGGCGGCGGGCACGGGGCAGGUGUGCCCCUCGGGUGGCUCCCGCGCCGGGCCCGCCGCAGGGCCCUGGGGCAGUUACCUGUGCGAUGCGCCCUGGCGCCUGCUCGCCUCCGCCGUGCGCGCCAUGAGGAGCCUUCUGCAGCGCCCGGACUUCGUGCUCUGGACCGGAGAUGAUACUCCUCACGUGCCCAACGAGAAGCUCGGAGAAGAAAAGGUUCUGCACAUAAUAGAGAAUCUGACUUCUCUUAUAAGGGAGACGUUUCCAGAUACCAAGGUCUACGCGGCGAUGGGCAAUCACGACUUCCAUCCCAAGAACCAGUUUCCAGGGAAGGACCACAGGAUCUACAACCAAACAGCUGAACUGUGGCGUCCCUGGCUGAGCAAUGCUUCCAUUCCUCUCUUCAGAGCAGGAGGUUUCUACAGCGAGAAGCUGCCUGGCUCAAGGACAAGGGGGCGAGUGGUUGUCCUCAACACCAAUCUGUACUAUGACCAGAACAAUGAGACAGCUGGUGAGGAGGAUCCUGCGGGGCAGUUCCAGUGGCUGGAGGAAACGCUGACCAACGCCUCUAGAGCAGAGGAAAUGGUGUACAUCGUGGGGCACGUCCCUCCUGGCUUCUUCGAGAAGAAGCGAGGCAAGGCCUGGUUCCGGAGUGGCUUUAAUGAGCGGUACCUGCAAAUGGUGCAGAAGCACCACAGGGUCAUCGCUGCUCAGUUCUUUGGGCACCACCACACGGACACCUUCCGGAUGGUUUACAGUGAUGCAGGUUCCCCAAUCAAUGUCAUGUUCCUGGCGCCUGGAGUGACCCCCUGGAAAACAACAUUGCCUGGAGUGAACAAUGGAGCCAACAACCCUGGGAUUCGGGUGAUCGACUACGACCCAGCCACCCUUCAGGUGUUGGACAUGGUGACUUACUACCUGAACCUAACUCGUGCCAACUUGAGGGAGGAAGAGUCCCCUGUGUGGGAGGAAGAGUACCGGCUGACAGAGGCCUUCCAGGUCCCGGAUGGCUCUGCGCACUCCAUGCAGACAGUGCUGGAGAGGAUAUCCCAUGAUCCACGCUCCCUGCAGCAGUACUAUGAGUUCAACUCUGUCAGCUAUGAUCUGGCCCUGUGUGAGGAGUCCUGCCACGUCGAUCACGUCUGUGCCAUCAGGGAGCUUGAUUUUACACGAUACGAGGAGUGUGUUGGAACCAGUAGCUCCGCCUCUGCUCUCGUUGGUGUUUGGCUCUUCUUUUCCUGCUUGCUCUUAGGGCUCAUCAGUCCCCAGCAAGUGCUGCAGUGACUGGGAGGAAAUGGAGAGAGCUCGAGUUGACGAUGCACAUGAAUCAGUAACUGCGAAUGGUUUGGCACUGAGAAUCCACUUGGAAACCAAGACCGAAUUGGUGGCUUUUACUAAAAGCUCUGUGAUGUUGAUUGAAAUCGUCCAGAAAAGCUUCAAGUACGAGGAUGGGGCAGUGACCGUCACAAAGUCUUGUUCCAGGCUGACCUGCACCAGGAGCCGCUCUCCCUUCGCUGGCACUGCU
Molecule: messenger RNA, 1657 nt
Organism: Neopsephotus bourkii (Bourke's parrot)
Lineage: Eukaryota; Metazoa; Chordata; Aves; Psittaciformes; Psittacidae
Gene: SMPDL3B
Product: sphingomyelin phosphodiesterase acid like 3B
Exons: 8
Coding region: 37-1416 (459 amino acids)
Biological process (GO): sphingomyelin catabolic process
Molecular function (GO): sphingomyelin phosphodiesterase activity
Source: RefSeq, a predicted model, not a curated record